UGGGCCGCCUCGGCGGGGCAGUGCGGAGCGGCGGCGCCGGGGAUGCGGAGCGGCCGGGUCCCGGGCAGAUGAUGGCGAUACGCGAGCUGAAAGUGUGUCUGCUUGGAGAUACUGGGGUUGGGAAAUCGAGCAUCGUUUGUCGGUUUGUCCAGGACCACUUUGAUCAUAAUAUUAGUCCUACUAUUGGAGCAUCCUUCAUGACUAAAACUGUGCCAUGUGGGAACGAGCUUCAUAAAUUUCUGAUCUGGGACACAGCUGGUCAGGAACGGUUUCAUUCCUUGGCUCCGAUGUACUACCGAGGUUCAGCAGCAGCCGUGAUAGUGUAUGAUAUCACCAAACAGGAUUCAUUUCAUACUUUGAAAAAAUGGGUGAAAGAACUAAAAGAACAUGGUCCUGAAAACAUUGUAAUGGCCAUUGCUGGAAACAAAUGUGAUCUUUCUGAUAUCAGGGAGGUUCCUAUGAAGGAUGCCAAAGAAUAUGCAGAAUCUAUAGGUGCAAUUGUUGUUGAAACCAGUGCAAAGAAUGCUGUUAACAUUGAAGAACUUUUUCAAGGAAUAAGUCAGCAAAUUCCACCCUUAGAUCCUCAUGAAAACAGUAACAAUGGAGCAAUCAAACUUGGAAGGCAGGCUUCACAGACGGGUAGGCGGUGCUGCUGACCCAACUUGAUCUUUUCAGAUUUACUUGAAAAACAGCACCAUUUGCUUUUUUUUUCACUGAGAAAGGACUUCGUGAUCUCAGUGACGUGGCUCCUUAUCUUGAAAGCAGUAAUUUCAAUACUUCCCAUGAGCAAUAACGCAAGGACCAGAAGCAGAAGGCUUUACUUCAAAGGGAUUUUGCAAAACCCACUUGGAAAAUCCUCUCUAAUAUCCUGUCAAAAUUACAAUGUCAGAGUACUCCAAUUCUCUGUUUAAA
Molecule: messenger RNA, 912 nt
Organism: Onychostruthus taczanowskii (white-rumped snowfinch)
Lineage: Eukaryota; Metazoa; Chordata; Aves; Passeriformes; Passeridae
Gene: RAB31
Product: RAB31, member RAS oncogene family
Exons: 7
Coding region: 69-656 (195 amino acids)
Molecular function (GO): GTP binding; GTPase activity
Source: RefSeq, a predicted model, not a curated record